AUGGAAGCUCAGACAUCACGUCAAAGGGCAGCAAUUGAAGCUUUAAAGGAACAGAGCAACUACGAGGCAGCUGCGGCAAAACUAAAAAAAGGUCAGCGUUAAGGCAGAUAUGGAGGAUCCUUUCAAACGAACUAUGUUCUAAACUACAGUAGUGAACACUCAAUUGCCUCCACCCUUCACGACAACUCAAGGACUUCACCACACCACCAGGCAAAAGCUGUUCCAGCAACUUCCUACAUGCAAAAUUACCCCAGUGCAUCUCCCAACUGUCACGCUGAUUCUGCAUAUGUCACAGAACGGCACACCAAUCUGCAAGCAAGUCACCAACCUCCUGCUAACAGUACCGUUCCAGACUUUAACCCAACAACUCAGCUGA
Messenger RNA from Pelobates cultripes (western spadefoot toad), 376 nucleotides. The record is from the annotation of a GenBank genome assembly. NCBI's taxonomy places the organism in Eukaryota, Metazoa, Chordata, Amphibia, Anura, Pelobatidae.